AUGCGAUCCUCCGCCAUCUUCGUUGCCAUUGCCGCUGCUGUGGUGUCGGCCCAGGUCCCGACCUACAAGAGCUCUCUCAACAUGACUAUUGAUCCCAACACUGUUCCCCAGCAACAGCGAGCCGUGUGGUGCCAGGCCCAGACCAACACCUGCCAGGUUCUUUGCGACAACAACGCCGAUGAGAAUGAUUGUAGCCAGGCUACUCUGUCGUACGACUGCACGUGCGCGUCCAACAGCUCUGCUCCCGGUCUCCAGUACUACACCCAGACCCUGCCCACCUUCAUCUGCGAGCAGCUCUUCUCCAACUGCAUCCAGACCAACGCCGGCAACCAGGACGGACAGAACGCCUGCAAGUCCAACAUCCAGAAGCUCUGUGCCACCCAAAGCCCUCCUACUGCCGCCGAGAUUAGCAGCCUGGACCAAAGCACUGCGGCCGCUGAGACCACCUCCUCCAAGGGUGCCGCCUCCACUCACCACACUGCUGCGACCACCACUGCGCCUGAGUCUGCUAGCAGCGCCGCCCAGACCAGCACCUCCAGCGCCUUUGCAGCCGCUACCCAGGGUCCCAUGGGAACCGGCGCCUUUGCCAUGGCUGCCGCCGGCCUCAUGGCAUACGUUCUCUAG
Messenger RNA from Trichoderma aggressivum f. europaeum, 624 nucleotides. RefSeq lists its product as uncharacterized. The transcript is spliced from 3 exons. Lineage: Eukaryota; Fungi; Ascomycota; Sordariomycetes; Hypocreales; Hypocreaceae. Bases 1 to 624 code for a protein of 207 amino acids. The record is from RefSeq and is a predicted model, not a curated record.